AUGGGGGAGAAGGUGGAGUUUUCCUAUCCGCCCCUAAAGCCUGCGGAAGGCCAUGACAGCCACAGUUUACCAGAGGAAUGGAAAUACUUGCCAUUUCUUGCCUUACCAGAUGGCGCUCACAACUAUCAGGAAGAUACCGUGUUUUUCCAUUUGCCACCGAGAUGUGGGGAUCGAACCACAGUAUAUGGAGUCUCUUGCUAUAGGCAGAUUGAAGCGAAGGCAUUAAAAGUACGGCAAGCAGACAUCACCAGAGAAACAGUACAGAAAAGUGUCUGUGUUCUCAGUCAGCUGCCUUUGUAUGGGUUACUUCAGGCAAAGCUGCAACUCAUUACACAUGCGUAUUUUGAAGAAAAAGACUUCUCGCAAAUUUCAAUUCUAAAGGAACUUUAUGAUCAUAUGAAUAAUUCCUUGAGCAGUACCUUGCUAGAAGGGUCACAAGUUUAUCUUGGUCUGUCUCCUCGGGAUCUCGUUCUUCACUUUAGACACAAGGUCUUGAUCCUUUUUAAAUUGAUUCUUCUAGAGAAAAAGGUAACAUUUUAUGCCGGUAUUUAUUUGUGCUAUCACUUUCCAGGUAUGAUUGAACAUGGUCUUAUUGACUGCUCACAGUAUAGACCAAGAAAGAGCAUAUCAGAGGAUGCUGGCUUGCAGGAAAAUACACCGCCGUUAGAUGACUGCGUUUCUGUAUCUGCUGCUAAUACUUCAAAUACAAACUUAGGAAUGGGAAAGGGAAGCAGGAAGACAGCAGGAAACCAUUCACUGGAAAGUCAAAAAGCAAAGGUGCCUUACUCCCAGUCAGACAAGACUUGCAACGGAGCUCAGUCCUCCAGUGGGACUGUGCAACACCUGAAAGUUCCUUCCCACACUUCUCCAGCAUCCUCUGAAAGUGACUGGGAGACCUUAGAUCCUAGCAUUUUGGAGGAGUCUAAUUUGAAAGGAGAACGUGAAAAUGCAGCAGCAGGACAGGCUGAAAAUCUUCCGAGCGAAGGCUCAGAAAGUCUGCCAAUCACUGUGCAGCCCCAGGCAAACACAGGACACGCGGUCCUGGUUCCAGGACUGAUAUCUGGGUUGGAAGAGGACCAAUAUGGUAUGCCAUUGGCCAUUUUUACCAAGGGGUACCUUUGUUUGCCAUACAUGGCGCUGCAGCAGCAUCAUCUCCUGUCAGAUGUAACAGUCCGUGGCUUUGUUGCGGGAGCUACCAAUAUCCUAUUCCGACAGCAGAAACAUCUGAGCGAUGCAAUUGUGGAAAUAGAAGAUGCUCAUGUACAAAUCCACGAUCCAGAACUGCGUAAGAUCCUGAACCCAACGACUGCUGACCUAAGAUUCGCAGAUUACUUGGUGAAGCACGUGACUGAGAACAGAGACGAUGUUUUCCUUGAUGGCACUGGAUGGGAAGGAGGAGAUGAGUGGAUCAGGGCUCAGUUCAGUGCUUAUCUUCACGCACUGCUUGCUGCUGUGAUGCAGCCAGACAACGAAAAGACUUUGUCAGACUUCGGAACAGCAUUUAUAGCAGCCUGGAAAAAUACCCACAACUACAGAGUAUGGAAUAGCAACAAGCAUCCAGCUCUUGCAGAAGUAAAUUCUAGCCACCCAUUCCAGGGACAGUACUCUGUAUCAGAUGUUAAAUUAAGAUUGUCACACUCUGUGCAAAACAGUGAACGUGGAAAGAAGAUUGGGAAUGUGAUGGUUUCUACUAGCCGAAACGUUGUACAAACGGGAAAAGCUGUAGGUCAGUCAGUUGGAGGAGCCUUCACAAGUGCAAAAUCAGCGAUGUCAUCGUGGUUUUCCACUUUUACACAGUCAGCCCAAAGCCUCGGGGACUAAAUGGUGGCUCUGCACAAUGCUGCUGAAUAUUUCAGGUGCAAUGCUUUCUCUGAGCUGUAAAAAGGCUGCUCCGACACAUAGGAGUGGAGAUUAACUACCCAGGACCAAAACAAGGCAUAUGUUGCUUGCAAGCAGACGCAGAAUGUGACCAUUCAGUUUUGCUAGAAGUAUAGAAGAACGGUGGGUGUCUCCAUGCAGUGGGACGGCAUUUGCAGUGUAUCGGUUGUAUUUGAAAUGACUACUUUUCUUUAAAACUGAGCCUUUAUAAAGACGUUAGCAAACAGGGCUUGUUGCAAGCCAAAUGUGUUUGACUUUAGAUUUGUACAUUAUCUUGGAUGUUGAAAAUAUU
Messenger RNA from Opisthocomus hoazin, 2170 nucleotides. NCBI's taxonomy places the organism in Eukaryota, Metazoa, Chordata, Aves, Opisthocomiformes, Opisthocomidae. The record is from RefSeq and is a predicted model, not a curated record.